AUGAAAACUGCGCUUUUUCUACGACAAGCGAGCACUUUAAUAAAGAUCUCAUCUCGAAUAUUAUCUAGUACUUCAAUUAAUGAUAAAAUUCAAUUAGUUGAAAUUCGUCCUCAUGAACUCGUAUUUCGUAUGCCUCAUAUUCAUCGUUUACAUCCACCAUUUUCUACUACAGAUAAAUCAUUAUCUGAUCUUAUUCGAUUACCUGUUGCAUGGCUACGUUUAAAUUGUCAAUCAUUGACAUCCUUUCAGCCUUCAAGUGGACAACGUCUACAAUCACCGGCAGAUUUACCUUUUCAAUUAAGUAUUGCACAAGCUUAUAUUGAUGAAAAAGAAGUAUUAAAAAUUAGAUGGAAUACUGAGCAAAUAAAUAAUAUUUCAUCAACGCUAACAAAUGAUGAGUUAACUCAAUAUCCUGAACUACUUAACCCUGUUUACUCAGGUAAGAAUAUCUCAGAACCUCUAAAACAAAUUUCUGAUGUUCAACAAACUGAUGAAUCCAGCAUUCCAUUAGAGUAUAUACUGAACUACAAUCCUUUCAAUCGCUCGUCAAAUGAAAAUCUUGAUCUAAAAAUCUCGGAUAAUACCUCAUUAAAACCUCAAGUGAUCAACUAUAAUGAAAAGUUUAGUGAUCAUCGUGAUUUAAUAUUAGAUUCACUAUUUGAACAGGGUAUUGUAAUUAUUAAAAAUGUCCCGUGUAAACCAUACUAUGUCAAAACAAUAGCCGAACUUAUUUCAUUUGUUCAACAAACAAUAUAUGGGGAUAUAUUUGUUGUUAAGACAACAAAUGAUCCAAUUAAUAUCGCAUACUCCAACGAAAAAUUAUAUUUACAUCAGGAUCUAUGCUAUUAUGAAUCACCACCAGGUUUGCAAUUGUUACAUUGUCUUAGAAAUGAUCCGAGUAUAAUGGGUGGUGAACAAAUUUACUUAGAUGUUAUGUUAGCAUGUGAAGAUUUUCGUACGUAUUAUCCAGUAGAUUUUCAAUUAUUAUGUGACAUACCCAUUACAUUUCAAAAAGUUCAUUAUAAACGUGAGCGACCCGUUCAUUUGCAUUAUAGUCGCCCAAUAAUAAAAAUCAAUUUACAGGAAAAAAUUGUUGCCGUUUAUUGGUCGCCAAUGUUUGAAGCACCCAUACAAGGAAUAAAUGAUGUGAAUCAACUAAGACGAUUUUAUCAAGCUUACGUUCGAUUAUCAAGAUUUUUAGAAACACAUCCAUCACGCUAUAAACAUACAUUGGAAAGUGGUGAUUGUAUUAUAUUCAAUAAUCGUAGAAUGGUGCAUGGAAGGGAAAAAUUUCAAUUAAAACGUAAUGAAAAUGUAGGUGAACGAUAUUUAGAAGGAUGUUAUGUGAAUAUUGAUGAAUUUAAAAAUGAAUGUAUGAUGAGUAGAAUGAGACGAGGAAUUAAUACGCCGGCUAUGCGUGUGGGAAACGGUGAUUUAUUAUGA
This is a messenger RNA of Didymodactylos carnosus, 1443 nucleotides long. Lineage: Eukaryota; Metazoa; Rotifera; Eurotatoria; Philodinida; Philodinidae. The record is from the annotation of a GenBank genome assembly.